CCCGGAGAACCUACGUCAGUGCUCAGACCCCCGCAAAGACCUAGAGAAAGUAGGGGGAUUUGGCCAAGGCUACUCAAGGCCAGAAGUCAGGGCUUCUGAUUCCCUGAGCUGGAUAUUUCUCCCCUAAAUUCCUACUACUUGCCAAAACUUUGCUGAGAAACCGAACAUUGAGACUUGACAAAAUUGAGGCCAUGCACUUUAUCUGCUUGGUCAGAUUACAUUUCUAAGUAGCCCCAUCAUACCCGUGACAUUACUUACCCACUUUUCGGAGGAGAGCCCAGAGACGUCCAGGUCUUUGACCAACGUGGCACAGCCGCUGAAGUCCAGGAGCAUGGCAGAACUCCCAAGGCUCAGAAAAAGAGAGCCUUCAAAGCAGCCAGCCCUGGAGACGUGAAGCCCCCAGGAGCCCCAGGUGGGAAAAAACCCAAAGCAGACCUCAGCCAGAAGACCCUGCAGAUGAAGACUCCCACAGAGGCUGCAGCCCCAAGCCUCCCAGCCUCCUCCAUUCUGACCCUGGUGUUAGGGAGGGGCCGCUUCCAGAAGGUGGGGGACUCUCUCAGCCUGCGGGCUGGGGAUCCCCUGGAGCUUCGCUGCCGGGGCAAGGUGGUUCACUGGAGGGUGCCUGUAUACCUAGAAGAGGAGGGCAAGGAACGCCUGAGAAUCAAGCGCUUCAGCCGUCACAGCCAGCUGCAGCUGGUCAACUCCACGGGCGCGGACACGGGGGAAUACAGCUGCUGGGCUCAGCACUGCCAGGAUGGUGAGGGCGCAGAAGGCGAGGCCUGCAAGGGAACGACCUUCAUCUUCUUCACAGACCCAGAGGAGCUCUUUGUCCCCACCGAGGAUUAUUAUAAGGUGGUGCAGUUGCACAGCCAUCAACCAGUCCUGCUUCCCUGCCAGGUGACCAACCCUCUGGCCCACGUGACACUGCAUCGCGAGUUCCCUCCGGAGGAAGUCCCAGUGGAUGGGAUAGACAUCUCCUUUGACGUGAAGAAGGGCUUCACCAUCCACCGGCCCCGAGCUUCCUUGGCUGGAGCCCUCUUCUGCUUGGCCAGCCUGGGUGGCUUGAGACAAAUCUCUACCAAGUACAUGCUGAUCUACAUCAAGUACCCAUCAUCCUCCCCCAAACCCACCAUCCAAGCUUCAGCAACAUCAGUCCAACUGGGAGAGAACUUCAGUGUGACCUGCACGGCUCUGGGUGAGCCAGACAUUGCUGUGGACUUUAUCUGGGAAUAUCCAGGGCAGAAGGUAAGCUGAGGGUAAGAGGAGGCUGUGUGUGUGUGUGUGUGUGUGUGUGUGUGUGCAUGUGUGUGCGUGCGCUGACGGUGUGUUGGGCAGGAGCAUGGGAGUGAGGAAUUAGGAGGAGGGUCAGGAGCGAUCAUGACAGAGUGGAACCACUGCUUGACUGAGAUUCAGAGGAACCUGACACUGCUUCUCUGCGUGACCUUGGGCAAGUCACUUCCCUUUCCUGGGCCACAGUUUCCUCAUUUGUUAAAUAGAGCUACUUCUCAGGCUACUGUAUAAAAUUCGUUCCUUUGUUAAUUUAUCCAACAAUUAUGGAGCACCCACCACAGGCCAGACACUGUGCUAAGUGCUGAGACCACAAGGAUGAGGCGAAAAGAGAUAUGGCUUCUGCUGUCUGCAAGCUUACAGUGGCAAAUGAACACGGUCAUCAAGAGAAUACUAAGGGCUACCCUGAGGAUACGACAGGACGGAUGCGAUAGCACCUUAAGAUAGAGUCAAGGAGUCUUCUCUGAGGUGACAUUUGAGUUGAGACCAGACUGGCCCAAAUCUCAUGAGAACAGAGCCGAGGCAAGUGCUCAGUCCCUGUGGCCAGUGUGUGUAUAAUAAGAGAUGAACAAAAUACA
Leopardus geoffroyi (Geoffroy's cat) is the source of this 1865-nucleotide messenger RNA. RefSeq names its product platelet-derived growth factor receptor-like protein. The transcript has 5 exons. The record is from RefSeq and is a predicted model, not a curated record. Lineage: Eukaryota; Metazoa; Chordata; Mammalia; Carnivora; Felidae. Bases 457 to 1254 code for a protein of 265 amino acids.